AUGAACAAGGAACAUUGUAGCUGUGUCCCUACCUCUGUUGGCUCAUGGGUGUCUAUCUCUCCCAAAUCGAUUGUGACCGGCAUCCCUAGCGGCAUCGUGGCCUUCAAAGCAAUAGAGGGUCUGAAUGCGAAUUUUGGAACCACCUCGUCUCUCCUCAAAGAGUAUCUGUCGCCGUCUGUUCACGGCUGGGACGCUGACUCUCCUAACUUGGAAGUGGUUUUAAUCGGCUUCGACUGUGUGGCUCCUGAAAGUCACCUCUCAGGCUAUACGUUUGUAAUACACACCUAUGCCUCAACAACCUUCGCGCGUUCUGGACGCUAG
Aspergillus fischeri NRRL 181 is the source of this 321-nucleotide messenger RNA. RefSeq lists its product as uncharacterized. The transcript is spliced from 2 exons. Gene Ontology annotation, molecular function: transferase activity, transferring alkyl or aryl (other than methyl) groups. The record is from RefSeq and is a predicted model, not a curated record. Gene Ontology annotation, biological process: alkaloid metabolic process. Lineage: Eukaryota; Fungi; Ascomycota; Eurotiomycetes; Eurotiales; Aspergillaceae. The coding region runs from base 1 to 321 and encodes 106 amino acids.